This is a messenger RNA of Vicugna pacos (alpaca), 5056 nucleotides long. RefSeq names its product sushi domain containing 6 (gene SUSD6). The record is from RefSeq and is a predicted model, not a curated record. Lineage: Eukaryota; Metazoa; Chordata; Mammalia; Artiodactyla; Camelidae. Gene Ontology annotation, biological process: DNA damage response.
CCAGUGGCAGAGGCAGAGGCAGACUCAGACUCAGACUCAGACUCACUGUAGCAGUUCUGUGUCAACAGCUGUCUCUCCCCUCUUUGCUGGAGCCUCCAAGGCAGGCCGCUGCCGGGCAGAGCCAGGCAGCUUCUGAAAGCUCUGCCGAACCUGACGUCUCCAGGUGGAUCUACCCUGGGCUGACUUUUGAAUUCUUACUUCUGGCUUUUAAAUUUUUUCUUUUUAAAAUAACUUGGACGGAUAAAAGAUGUGCCAUGGCAGGAUAGCACCAAAGAGCACCUCAACGUUUGCCGUGGCCUUCGUGGGACAUGGAGUGUUUCUUCCGCUGGUGAUUCUCAGCACUCUCCUUGGAGUUGGUCUUGCCUCAGUGUGUUCCCUGCCCCCGGAGCCAGAGAAUGGUGGCUACGUCUGCCACCCCCGGCCCUGCAGAGACCCCCUGUACUCCGGCAGCGUCAUCGAGUACCUGUGUGCUGAAGGCUACAUGUUGAAGGGUGAUUACAAAUACCUGACGUGUAAGAAUGGCGAGUGGAAACCAGCCAUGGACAUCAGCUGUCGUCUCAACGAGGACAAAGAUGCCCACACUUCACUCGGGGUCCCCACGCUGUCCAUCGUGGCUUCCACUGCCAGCUCCGUGGCACUCAUUCUCCUCCUCGUGGUGCUGUUUGUGCUGCUGCAGCCAAAGCUGAAGUCUUUCCAUCACAGCAGGCGUGACCAGGGUGUCUCUGGGGACCAGGUCUCCAUCAUGGUGGACGGAGUCCAGGUUGCACUUCCAUCGUACGAGGAGGCUGUGUACGGCAGCUCCGGUCACUGCGUGCCGCCCGCUGACCCCCGAGUACAGAUUGUGCUGGCAGAAGGGUCUGGGCCCAGUGGGAGGAACGGACCAAGGGAGCAGCAGCUGCAGGACCAGGGGGCAUGCUCCACUGCAGGUGGAGAGGAGGAGGCCCCGGGCCAGUCUGGACUGUGUGAAGCCUGGGGCUCUCGGGGCUCAGAGACUGUGAUGGUGCAUCAGGCAGCCACCUCUUCCUGGGUGGCCGGCUCAGGGAGCAGCCGAGUGGCACACAAAGAAGCCCCUGAUUCAGAGAACAGUGACAUUCAAAGCCUUUUAUCCCUCACGUCGGAGGACUACACGGAUGAUAUCCCACUGCUGAAAGAAGCGUGAGGGCUGCCACUGGCUUCUCUCCUCUCUGCCCUUCUUCCCUCUCCCUGUGGAUUUGAGCACCGUGUCCUCCAGCCGCCCUCCCUGGACACCUGGGCUGCCACCUGUGUAUCUGUGUAUCUCCAUAUCUCUGAGGGCCUGCAGGCCCACCUCGCUGGAAACUCAAGGAAGAUUCUCUCCGUCUGCCUGCUGGACAGCUGGAGGAGCUGGAUUUUUGCCUGGCCCAGCCUUCUCGUCUGUGUCGGGGACAGAUCUGAAUGUGCUGGAUUGAACCCUUCCUUCCCCUGAGCCCUCGGGGUUCCCUCCAGCCAGCUCUGUGGUGGCAGCCCCACCAGCCCACGUGGGCCUGAGAGCCGCUGUGUUUACUUGUGCCUUCCUCCCACCGCGUCCAGCUUCCUUCAGGCAGGCUUGUUGCUGUCCUAUAAACCUUUGUGGCUGCACUGCUGCCCCCUGCCACCCAGGGGCCCGGGCCUGGGUCUGGCCUGUUUCCUUUGAGGGCUGACACCUCUGUCCUUAGCAGGAGCAGUGGCUCGAACUGGGGCAAGAGUGUGGCCCCCUGGGCCUGCCCUUGUCGACACCGGUGGUGCAUUGCCUUGGCCGAGGAUGGAGGCUAUGGAAAAUCAUGCCAAAGCCAUCCCAGCACCCAACUGUCUGGCUCAGAAGUGCCGUCUCCUGGCCCUGUUGAGUUUCCGAGAAGCAACUGGAAGAUCCCGAGGGAGGGAAGGAAGGCGGCUAAUAAUGAUUGUCUUCCUAAUAUGCAAGUUCUCACUUCCUAUUCUAGCAUCCAGCCUCCCUGGCCUGGGUUUUUUCUGUUUCCCUGGAGCAUAAGGGGAAGUUGUGUGCUGCCUCCUGGGUCUGAUCCUGGGCAGCUCCAGCUUCCUUCCUGCCCAGGGGCCUGAGGCGAAUCACCUCUGGGAUAAGAGAGUUGCUGAGAUGCCAGGGAAUGCCUGCCUGCUCCCUGGCAGUUGGGGCCAGUUGCCCCGUUCUGGGCUCGUGGUGUUGGAAGGGAGCCUGAAAGGCACCGACCGAGUGCCCAGGCAGCUGCCGGCAGCGCCAGCCUGGGUCCUGAGGGUCCUCCUCACCGCAGUCACGUGCCUUAGUUCCUGUGCCCCGGAAGUUCCCGCCGCCGCUCUGCUCGCUGCGCUGCUGCUUCUCCUCUGCUGCCCUGCCCCCGCCCCUCCUCUCCCCUGCCUGGCCUGAGAGACAGUCUGCUCGCACCCCCACCUUGCUGGUAGGGACAGUUUGGAAGCGGCCUGGCUCCGGGGCCCUGAUGUCGAAGGCCCUAGUGGGUUCUGCGCUCCAGAUGCUCCUCCAGCCACGUGUCCAGUGCUGACGGGGCUGGGGCGGCAGAGCUCAGCGGAGCUGUCCCCUCCCCUAAAAUGUGGCAUCCAGGAGUGCUUGUCUUUGUUUUCGAAGCUCUGCACCUCUGCACCUCCCGAGCCUCUGUUUGGGGCGGUGAAAAUAAUUAAGAGCCCAGGAUGUUUUCAGUUCCUGACCUGACAGGGUAGUUCCAGGCUCAGAGACGAGGGGGUGAGCGGCCUUCUCUUAGCCUCCUGCCUCCACUCUUACACACGCACUUUACUCCCCGCUCAUCCCUGGCCUCUUGCCGCCUCUCUAGUCUUCCUUCCUCUCAGGUAAGGGCCGAGCCUGCCAGGCAGCUCUCUCCUCCCUACCCGGGAGCCCUGGCCUGCGUGCGUCAGUACAGAAAAGGUCGGCCAAGGUGCUAGGACAAGGACGCAGAAGUCUCCUAGGAGACGGGACGGAGCAGGGGCCGUCCUUGGCCUCCGGAGAUACGGCCGCCAGCACUGGGCCCGUCUGGAGGGCAUGUCCCUAUGACCCCAGCUGCUUCACCUCACACUGGCUCUGCUCCACUCGCAGGGUGCCCUUGUCUGUCUCCAAGAAGAGGGACAGGUUGGGGGUGGGGCUGGGGGAGGGACACAUCAAAAUCUCACUGCUGAGCCUGCAGCUGUCACUUCCCAAUCUUCCAAAAGCGGAAUUCUAGUCUAGAAUAUUUUUUUAAAUGGGAGCUCUUACCCUUUUUAAUAUAAUUACUCUGGGUUUUCCCAAGAGAUUGCACUUUUUGUUCUGGGUUUAUUCAGCCACAGAGGUGACUGGCAUGGCCCUUGAAAAAAUGGAAAGCCUGCCUUCUGAAGCCGCCUUCCACCUUGCCCACCUUCUGGAUCACAAGCCCAGACCUGCCUGCCUGGUAGAAAGGAGAGAAAUGAGGCGCUUUGCCCCUCGCCCCCGGUCCCUGGCUUCGAUGAGUCCGCCCUCCCGGAGGCCCUGGGCCGUGGGUGCAGCGGCAGCCUCACGCUGCUGCUGGCAGUGUGACGGUUCCCGCAGUUACUUCUCUUUUCCCCAAAGCAGGUCCGUAGGCAUCAGCCGUGUGCUGCUCUUCCUGCAGUCUGGGCUUUGUCGCUGGGAAAGGAUUAGGAACUCCACAGCUGCCUUGGGGUGGGCCCCGCUGAGAGACAAGGUGGUGUUGGGGCACCAGUUGGGAAGGAGGCCGCCAGAGGGGCUGGAGCAGGUGGGAAAACCCGCCCGCAGCCUGGCCUCCUGGGCUCACCUCAAGCGGAGUCCCGCAGAGAGCUUGUCCAGGAGAACAGUCAGCACCAAAGGACUUUUAAAAGGGUUUUUUUUUUCUUUGCACACAUGAGCUGACUCAAUGCAGGUUUUAUAGCCUGGCAGUUUGCAGUCACAUUCCAAUGACUUUCAAGGGCCAGGUGAAAAUCAGUUAAAAUUUCCAUCCCUUUCAAUGCCUUAGUUCAGCAGGUAGGCUCUAUCUUUUGCCAUUUCUGAAUUUUAUGUGCUAUGUUCCCACUUCACUGGGUGUGAACCGUGAAAUGGGCCGAGUCCUGGCCACUUUGUGAGUUCUUUUGAUUAUAUAAGGCAUUUCCAUGUACAUCCUACUAACACUCCAUUUGCAGACAGAACUUAACUAAUGUUGUCAUCCCCAUUCAUCCUGUCCUCCUUUCCCCUCCCCCAGAUGUAAAAGUCUGUGGAGAAGCUGGACGGCGAGACAAGGGUAUACUUUUCCUGCUAAGGUAGUGGUGGCACAGGAGGCCGUUGUCCUAGGCCUUUCUCCUCCCGAUCUCCCCGGAGCUCCCAAACCACUGCUUCCCACACAGCGCCACUUCCAUUUCCAGGGACACCCUUACAUAGAGAGUGGAAUAUGCUGCAAACGUUUCUAGGUCCUUGCCCAGUUUUUUUUUCCCCCCUUCCUUGAGAAUAAAGGGCCCAAGAGAGAAGGGACACAGGCUUUACAGCUUAAUUCCAGAUAUGCUUGCUGAGGGCAGGGCCUGGGAGCAUCUUUCAUGGAGCCUGCUGGGGCUCCUGGCUCUCAGCAUAGGUCCUGUCGUUACUGGUGUCCAGUGAGGGGCUCAGAGAGGAUUUUGUUCCACAGGUAUGUGGACUGAGUGGUAAAGUAGCUGGUUCCCUGGAGAGGGAAAGGCAGGUUCAACUUUCCUGGCAAGCAACUCCUCUUAAUCUACAGUUGAAAAUCUAGUAGAAUUUUGAACCCCAAGGUUGAGCCCUCUGCUCAGCAGCGGGGGGCAGGGUCGGGGGAGCGCAGGGGGCAAAGCACUCAGAUUGCCAAACAGGGAGGAGAGAGGGACAAGGGUUGCGUGGUAGCGCACCACAUCCUGCCCUGGCUUCUUACCGCACCACUAUGGAAUCCUUUGCGAUGGUUGAAAAUGACAUAUGCAUCAUUGACUCUGCAGGAUGUCACUCAGUUUGGGUUUGCUUUAUUUUAUUUUAUAUAUAUAUUUUUUUGGUAUCCUGUACAUUGCGGUGGGUGUGAAGAUAGUAUUUUAAUAUUUGUACAAAGUUUAAUUUAAUUUUAAUUGUUCUAUGUAUAUAACUGCAUUUCUAAAUAAUAAUAAUAAAAAGUUCUUAUGAAGG